CAGCCGAUGAAACUUCAGUCGUGUAGAAAAGAAGCGACAGUGAAGAAGUAAAACAGAAAAGAGAAAAUAGUUUGGAAGAAAACAAAGUGGAAGAAGAAGAAGAAGAAGAAAAAUAAGAAGAACUUCUGUGCUUCCUCUGGCCGCUAGGGGUCAUGUUUAGCUCCUCCGACUGAUGACAGCAGUGAUUUAGUCCCGCCCACAGCUCUGCAGCUCCAUCAUGGCUGACAAAAAGCUCUCAGGUUUAGCUCCUCCCUCCCUGUCUUCACCAUAUCAUCAGAAUGGGAGAAUCCGGGGGAAGGCCCCUAAAUGCUCACCACCCGCCCACCAGACCAGACCAGGACUCCAGAGUCCCUGCCACACCGGUAUGGUUCCUGUGCUUCCUUUGGCACAGAGCACCAGAACCUCAGCCUCCACCUCCCCUCUCAGGACCCUGAGAGGUCUAAUGACUCCUGUACCAAGUCCUGGUCCUGAAGGUAGCCACAGCUCCUCCAGGCCCCGAGGUCAGAGCCUAGGCUCUUCUCUGAGCUCCAGGACAAGAGCCAUGACUUCCCAAAGCAAGUGUCGGAGCAGCCAUCCGGAGGAUCCAGAGGCCUUGUUGAACCUGAUACUGGAGUUUCAGGGUCAGAGACUGGAGGACCAGAGAGCAAGCCUGAGCCUUUUGCCUGACCAAGGACCAGCUGUUCCCUGUGGAGCCUGCAGCCCCGAGCAGCACAAUUGGCCCAGUCUGGACUUUUACUACAGGCUCAUAGACUACCAGUCAAACAGAAUGGAGGACCAGCGGUGCUCCAUUCCUGAUCUGGAUGAUGUGAUUGGUUCAGUUCCUGAAGGUCAGCAGGAUUUCUUCGGUUUGAUUCAGAGAGUUCAGUCCAGGAGAAUGGACGAGCAGAGAGCCUCGCUGCCGUCGACACACUCCGAGGACGACCACGACGCACACACAGCUGGCCGCAACCUCCAUUCUCAUCAUCAGAGAUAA
This is a messenger RNA of Pseudoliparis swirei, 973 nucleotides long. RefSeq names its product G-protein-signaling modulator 1-like. NCBI's taxonomy places the organism in Eukaryota, Metazoa, Chordata, Actinopteri, Perciformes, Liparidae. Gene Ontology annotation, molecular function: GTPase regulator activity; protein binding. The transcript has 4 exons. The record is from RefSeq and is a predicted model, not a curated record. Bases 218 to 973 code for a protein of 251 amino acids.